GAGCCACGUAGCUCUCCUUCCAGCCCUCAUUACAUAGCCCUGCGUGUGGCAUCUUCUCCUUCCAAAAAUUCAAACCCAAAGGUUUUCAUGAUAAUAUAAGAUAUAACUAAAGCGUCCCUUAUAUGAAAAGGCUCCUAAUGAUUAGCGCAUAGCUCAGAGCCAUUUUGGGCGUGAGCGUGUGCAUGUGUGUGUGACAGAAAGAAAAAAAAUGGGACAGGCAUUACGUCGAGCAUCUGGCAGAGUACGCACAUCUUCGAGUACCGAUCCAACGUCGGCCUCCUCAAAAUCUAAGAGCGUCGUCGAUCGGCGACCACCUCCCACCGACGAGUUGAAGAUCUCGAAGACUGCCAGCGAGCAUGGCUCUCCUGAUUCCGAUGGUACCCCAGGAAUCAAUGCCGACAAUCUACUUGAGGAACGGGAUCCAAAGUUCGAUGCCAUGCUUAGUCAAAUGGCUGGUACAAUUAAAUCCAAGCCUGGAGGGAAACUUGAGAUGGGUGAGGCAUUUGUGGUGGAAAAGUAUAAUAGGCCCAUGCCAAAACUGCGAAAUACAAAACCAGAUUCUGGCAGGUAUGAGGAAAGGCCCGCCCCUCCAGGAACCCUGAAUGUGGCACAGCUGCGCUACAUUGUCCUCCUGCACCAGGGGAAGGCUGACGACCAUGAAGGACCAAUGGAUAUCCAACAGAUUGCUGAAAAGUUCAGAAUUGAUGUUGCGCAGGUUGAGAGGAUUUUGCAGUUCGUAUCACUGCCUCCAGAGGACAGCAGUAAACAAAAUAACAGUAUAUGAAGAUCACCGUCCCUCACUUUCUCUUGCAAAACUAACAGGAUUUUCUGUUGAAUAAGAGAUGGUUCUUAUAGGAAUUUGGAGGUUUCAUGAAGUUUCAUCAACCAAAAGAUAUCAUGAUUAUAUAGAGUGUAAAUUAGAAAGUUCCAGCGCAAUUGAUAUCUGGGAAAUUUUGUAUGGUAGUUUCAUGUGUGCGUGGUGAAGGACAUCAUAAGCAGAAGCUUUUGAACUUUGUUUGGUCCUCUGAUAUUAACCCACAAAACGAGCAUUUGUUGUUUGGAUGGACUCAUGGACAGAAGUUGGGGAACCAGUUUCCGAACUCUUUGCAUGAGAUUAUUGAACAUCUUUCACAACACUUAA
This is a messenger RNA of Corylus avellana, 1141 nucleotides long. Its product is annotated as dynein beta chain, ciliary protein. The record is from RefSeq and is a predicted model, not a curated record. NCBI's taxonomy places the organism in Eukaryota, Viridiplantae, Streptophyta, Magnoliopsida, Fagales, Betulaceae.